AUGAGCUCUGGCGGGAGUGCUGGCACCGCCAAACCGGGCCCGCCGUCUAAACCGGGCCAGGGCACCUUCUCAGCGGUUGCCCCAAGUAGCCAUGCUAUCCUUCUUGACAAGCUAAACCGUCGAUCGACUCCCGAUUCCGAGGCCUUGGCGAGUUCAGACGACGAGGUCGACGCUCAUCGCCAAGAUCCUCCCCAGCCAGUACCCCAGCCUCACAAGCCUGUGAGGCGCGCUUCUUGGCUGAACGAUACUACACAGCCUCUACCUCGACCCCGAAAGGGCUCGUUCGCUAGCAGUUCCAUGUCGCCGACAGCAUCCCAUCCAAGUACACCCUCAGCGGAGGGCAACGCACCCUGGGGUUCUCAUUCUCAGUCUUCUGGUGUCAUUGGUCGCGCUCCAGUAGCUGGUUCAUCCUUCACAUGGGGGACUGGUAUUUGGAAUAGUGACCGGAAGGACCCGCCCUCUCGCCUGAGUGAGGUCUUACCCUCACCGACAUCAACAAUGCCUCCUGGGUCGGCUGGGGGCUCAUUUUUCAAUGAGAACAACUAUGGACAGACGUCACCGGCUCCGCGAGACUUGGGCCCCAACGCACAGAUUCCGUUUGCCAUCCCCUUGCAUCCAACGCCCAAGACUUAUCGCUCUCAGUCAUAUUCCGUUGGUCAACUUGAACCAGAUGCUCCUCCCGCAACGAUGAAUAGCUCGGCAAUCCUUGUACGUGGCCGUGCUCAUGGCCAUUCGGGUCUUCAGCACCGACCGUCCCGCCCCAGCAUGCUUAGUGAAAUGUCAAACGACGGAGGUCUCCUUGGGAAAGUGAAGGAAGUGGACGAUGAUGACGAUGAGAGCGCCACCGAGUCUAUGCAAGGAUCUAUGCAUCAGUCUGCUGAAGCGAAGACGAUAGAGUUACUUGCUCGUGAGAAUGCCAUGCUCAGGCAACAACAACAAUACCAGAACCGACUUAGACCGAGAGCUGCCACCGGCGCAGCAUACGGACUUGGUAAUGGCUAUGCCCUGCGAGAAUCUGUCCCGGAAGAGUCGGACUAUGCCAUCGAUGAGCUUGAUGAGGCUAACGACGGUGUCGACUUGGCAUCAAAGAGAGCCUUGGGCCGCAGGAUGAGCGAGUUUGGAGUCUCUGCAUUCCGGUCGCCAUACGAGAACCGAAAGCUGGAAAACGUUAAGAAGGCGUACUGGCAUAGCUCCCUCGGAUUCGGCGGGCCAGAGGGGCAACAGAGCCGAAGACACUCCUUUGCAGAUAUUCCAACGCGUCAAGGUUCCAUAAGUUCCAUCAGCGAAACCGUUACCGGACUGGACACACCUGUGGCAGAACAACAGCAGCCUGUUGACUUCACUGCCGGUUAUGCUGAAAAUCCAAAUUACGCUGGGAAUACUGCUUCGUACUUCACACCCGGUGGUGGCUUACAAGCCCCCCCAGGAAGCAUGUUCAGCAACCCUUUCCCGUCGCCGUAUGCUCAGAUGCAUCCCCCACCGUACGGCAACCGAGCGCCUUCGCCUCACCGCAAUGUCUAUGCCAUGUCACAGCCGCGCCACAAUCAGCUACUCCACAUUGUCUUGUUCAAAUGCGCAAGAGCAGAUGUAUUUUACAUUCAGGAAGGCACCGGUCUGACGGUCAAGCCUGGCGAUCUUGUAAUCGUUGAGGCUGAUCGAGGAACCGACCUAGGAACCGUUGCGCGAGACAACGUUGACUGGCAGACUGCCAAGGAGCUGAAGGAGCAUUACGCCGAGGAACAGUACAAAUGGUUGAUGAUGUAUUCACAAAACGCCGCAGCUGCUCAGGACGGCACUGGCGCGGGUCUCAUGGCCGCCGCAAAUGGUCUCCAGGGCAGUGCUGUCGGCGGCAUGGGGCCUCCCAACCAACAUCAUAUGCAGGAACCCAAUGCAGGAGAGCUUAAGCCUAAGCUGAUUAAACGCCUUGCUCAAAGUCACGAGAUCCAUGCCUUGCGGGACAAGGAAGGCAACGAGGCCAAGGCCAAACGUGUUUGCAUGCAGAAGGUCAAGGAGCACGGGCUCAACAUGGAGAUCCUCGACGCUGAGUUCCAGAUGGAUUGGAAGAAAUUGACUUUCUACUACUUUGCCGACUCGUAUAUCAACUUCAACUCCCUUGUCACGGACUUGUUUAAAAUAUACAAGACCAGGAUCUGGAUGUCGGCCAUCAACCCGGCAUCCUUUGCUAGCCCUACUCUAGGCAUCCAGGCCCCGAGCGGUGUUGGCCCCGGAGCCGUUGGUGUCGGGCGUGGUUCAAAUAACUCUGAACGACGAUCCGCCCAGCAGCAACAGCAGCAAGAGCAACAGCCUGGAGGAUUCAACGGCUCCGGUCCGGCUGGACGUGGCUUCCAAAAUUCAUUUACGCCCUCAUUCAGUGGUGACAGACCAGGCCCUGGCGCCGGUUAUGGUCAGCCCAACUACCCUUACUCUCACAUGGGCGGCUUGGGCGGUGCCCCUAGGCCUGGAAAUAUGCCCUAUGUGCCUGGAGUUAUGCCGUCGCUUGACAGCUACAGCUUCCCUGGAGCAGCUGACUACCAGAUGCGCACUCGUUUCGGCCCAGCUUCCGAAGGACCUGGAUCCCACGAACCCGGUGUCACUCCGAUGAAUUCCCAAAACGACUGGGCAGCUGCUUUCCAGGGACUCUCGCUGAACAGCCGUUGA
Molecule: messenger RNA, 2658 nt
Organism: Colletotrichum truncatum
Lineage: Eukaryota; Fungi; Ascomycota; Sordariomycetes; Glomerellales; Glomerellaceae
Product: psp1 domain-containing protein
Cellular component (GO): cytoplasm
Source: RefSeq, a predicted model, not a curated record